Molecule: messenger RNA, 1234 nt
Organism: Manduca sexta (tobacco hornworm)
Lineage: Eukaryota; Metazoa; Arthropoda; Insecta; Lepidoptera; Sphingidae
Gene: Nup43
Product: nucleoporin Nup43
Exons: 3
Coding region: 94-1134 (346 amino acids)
Cellular component (GO): nuclear pore outer ring
Molecular function (GO): protein binding
Source: RefSeq, a predicted model, not a curated record
AUUUAUUCAUUAUAAACUAUUGUUAAAAUUAUCGUUGAAAGUUGAACAUUUUCAUGUUUUAAGGUUUAUUUUUAAAAAUAACUAAAUAUAAUCAUGCCAAUCGAUGUCCAAGGCACAUUCGUGUCUCAGAAAAUCAACAAAGUUAGAUGGAUACCUGAAGACUAUGUGGAGACAAAGUGUUUUUUCGCCGGUAGUUGGGAUGACGAUGAAAAUUCAAUAAAAGUUUGGGGUUUUGAGAGUCCCCACGAAGAUGAAGAAGUGGAAUAUCCUCGACAAUUAUCUGAAUAUCCUGUAGAUGGUGACGUCACGCAGAUAAAGUUUACGGAAAAGAAUAAAAUAGCGGUGUCAAUAUCUAACGGCGAUGUGAAAGUACUCGAAGUUAGUGCGUACGACAAACAUACGCCUCUCAGAGAGGUAUACCACUGGAAGAAACUACAUAACUAUGGGGAAAAUGAAUGCUCAUGUACAUCCCUGGAUACGUUAGAAGGUGACAUAGUUAGUAUCGGAGAGGAUGGUAACAUCCACAUACUGAAUGGCAGGAGAGGGGAUGUGGCUCGCUCCAUCACAGGAGCGGAUAGCUGCUCCUUGCACUCUGUUUGUUUCAUAAAGCACAAUGAAAUCAUCACAGGUAACCUUCGAGGUCACAUGAAAAUAUGGGACCUCAGAUCUCCAGACAACAAGCCCACAGCAUCAUUCCUCCUUGCUGGUGAUGAGUUGGCAUCCACUUGCAUUAUCAACCACCCAACGCAACCACACAUAAUCCUCGCAGGAAGUGAAUCAGGAUCUCUCGCAGUAUGGGACUUAAGAGUCAACACAUUCCCCACUUCUCUGUUAAACGCUCACUCUGCAGGGGUAACAGAAAUGCAGUUCCAUCCAGAAAACCCAAACAAGCUCCUCACAUCAUCAGUUUCUGGUGAGUUAUGGGAUUGGAAUAUGGAAGCAAUGACCAAGAGCUCCAAAGGUCCCGAUGGACAGCUGGCAUGGUUAUCCUUGGAUGAUAAGAAUACAAUGAUGGUGAAUUCCUUGAUGCCUAAACUACAUAAAGCUAUAAACACAAUACACUGUGAUAAAGGCAGGAUCUUGUGCGGAGCUGAUAAUGAAGCAAUUUAUUUAAUUAAGAACUUAAAAUAUUAGUGUAUUGAGUAAGAAUAAGUGUAUGAGUGUUGAAUUUCAUGAAUUGUAAAGUGGAUGUUUUAUAAAACAAAGCACAAUAAAAACAUGUUUUUUUGUUUUA